AUGUAGUAUGCAGCAACCAGCAAAUGCAAAUUGAUGUCGCCUUAGAUAGAACAAGAGAUGAACUCUAAGGGUUUGGAUAAUUCAAUUUUAGAAAUGAGUCCAAUGAAGAUAGAAACUUCUAACCCAGGCAUUUCAACAACUUAGCAAUUGGUUUCGAUUUAGAGAUUCGGUGGGGUAACCAUGAGGAUCAAUUCAAUCCCAAUUGACACAUUAUAACCGCCAGAUUUACCAGAAUCGGAUGGAAUAUUGUCUAUUGAUAAAUAAAGGGAAAAUCAAGUGAUGCUUUCAAAAAAGUAAUCGCCAUUCGCUAAAUUAAUCAUUAAUUGUCAUUCAUUGAAGUUUGCCAACAAAAUGAUUAGCUUUAUAAGACCUGAUUGUAAAUUUUCUCAAAAAUAGCACCAGAUUUUAAACGACCAAGCAAGUUCGUAUAUGAAAUAGAAGGGUAAGAUAAGUGGGAAUUUUGUGCAAUAAAACCUUAAUACAAUAGAUUUGCAGAUCAGACUCAAAUUGAGGACAUGGAAAAAUGGAAUAGUAAAUAAAUUGUCAGGAUGCUUCACUUAAUUAUAUAAUUACAUCCCUUUAAUAGAACCAAAUAAUAUAACCAAAUUAGUGUGGGACUUUUUGCUCUGUCUCAUUCGCAUCUACUUGAUAAUGUGGUCUCCCAUCAUAAUUUCGUUUCCAUUUUUGUAGAAUGACCAUGCAAGCUAUUUCCUAAUCAGUUGCGUAUUUCUAGCAUUCGAUUUGGUGAUUAGAAACUUCACCAUUUAUUUUCACAAGGGUUUGCCAGUCAGAGAUCGAACGAAAUUAUUUAAGAAGCAAAUUAAUUUCGGUUUAGCAAUAGAAUUAGGGAGUAUCUUAUUCGGAAUCCUCGUAUCCCUCGAUUACUAAUUGAGCACAUGGUUCUUCAUCCUGUUCUAUUAUUAAUUGAGAAACAUAAUGAAAUUGGUCGAUAUCAUUCAAUAUAAUUUGAAGCCCACAAAAAUGGUCAGUUCUGUCAUAGAUCUUUUCAAAUUGAUAGCUACAGUGUUAUUAAUACAGCAUUUCUGUGGUUGUUUAUGGUUAAAAUUAGGUUAGUAUUAUGACAGUCAAGGAAAAAUAAAUUGGAUGAUGGAUGUAAAGGAGGAAAGUUGGUAGGUACAAUUUCUUGAAUCCUUUUACUUCAUGAGUGUGACCAUGUUUACUGUAGGAUAUGGUGAUAUCACACCCACAAAUUCACUGGAAAAGAUGUUUUGUAUUUGUUAUAUGUUCUUGUCCACUUUGCAAUAUUCUUAUUCAGUCAACACAAUUGGGUUAAUCCUUACUGAGAUGAAAGAAAAUAAUGAAAUGAUUAGAUAAAAGAUGACUUGCAUCAAUGAGUAUUUGCACUGUAAGAAAUUGAGUACUGAACUCUCUAUGAAAGUAAGGGAGUAUUUUAAUUUUUAUUGGAAUCAAGAAAUUAUCCAAAAGAAAAAUGAACAAAUAAGACUCAUCACUCUUUUGCCAGAAGAUCUCCAAAAGAAGUUGAAGUUGGAAUCUGCCUCCUCUUUGAUUAUCAAAUGUCCCUAUUUUUCUCAGUUUCCUAAACCUGCCUUAGAAUGUCUACUCCAAAGCAUUGAAUUUAAUAUCUUUUAGCCAGGUGUCUAUGUAAAUCCAUAAAACUAUAUUUAUAUAAUUGAAAGUGGAAAAGUUGAAGUCAUGCAAGAGAAGGUUGUUAUAGACACACUAAAAGAAAAUUAGUGUUUUGGUUUACAAGAACUCUUCUCUUAAAGUGAUAAAAUCACUUAUAAAUCAGCUGACUUCACUAGUCUAUUAAUGAUUCCUCGUUCUGAAGUUCUCAAAGUGGUUAGCAAAUUCCAAUUACAAAUUAUACCUGAUAAGUUUUGCUAUAUCUGUCAUGAUAAAAGACAUUAUACUCACCAAUGUAAUGUUGUCCAUUAUAUCCCUGAUAUAGAGAAAGUAAUUAUGAGAUAUCAUUUUAAUAAUGUUCAAGAAAGAGGCAGAUUAAAAUAAACUUAGAAAAAUCGGACAAAAUUUUACGCAUUAAAUGAAUAUGUUUUGAUACAAGGUAGUGCUAAAAUAUAUUAAUUGGAGAAUGAUAUAGUUCCAGAAAAUGAAAUCCAAGAACAAUAAAGUCAAGGCUUUAGUAUCCAUCAAAAUGGACCUCCUAAAAUCAAUGUUGUUACUUUUGAAGAUCAACAGGUAUAAUUAAAUCCCCCAGAAUGGCUGGUUGAAACUUCAUUUAAUCCUGUGAAAUUCAUGCAAAGAACCAGCUUAUUACAAUAAACUUAAAUCUUAGAUAGUUUUAAGAACAAAAGGGAUAAGAAGCUCCUGCUAUCUGGAAAUACGAAUAAAUAAAGUGAUUUAACAGUGAUUUCAGACAAACCUGGAGACUUUCAAGAAGCUUUAACCAAAUUGUAAUACAUUCUACCCAAAUUGUCAAAUAAUGAAUACGAGAGAUGUUUCCUACUCAUUAAAAAGCUCGAAGGAGAGUUAGGUUUAACAGAUAUACCAGAUUUUGAAUAGCUUAGGGAAUUUGAUAAAUUUGAUAGAGAAUGGAACAUUGAUAGAAUCAUAACUAAACUGAUGAGACCUAUACGAAAAAAUAAUACAGAAUUAUUAAAUUAAUUAUUAAACAAGUAUUCGAAAUAUCUGCUAUUUCCUUAUGAAUUUAUACGUCUAUUUAGAAAUUCCUUAAUCGAAGAAGAAGAUAUUAAACAGAAUAAAUCCUAUUUGGAAUAAGUUAGACAUAGUGUUAGACACUUUUUAAAAAGAAAGGCAACAUAAGUGUUUCCGUAGAAAUGA
Paramecium tetraurelia is the source of this 2781-nucleotide messenger RNA. RefSeq lists its product as uncharacterized. The record is from RefSeq and is a predicted model, not a curated record. Gene Ontology annotation, molecular function: voltage-gated potassium channel activity. NCBI's taxonomy places the organism in Eukaryota, Ciliophora, Oligohymenophorea, Peniculida, Parameciidae. The transcript has 4 exons. Gene Ontology annotation, biological process: regulation of membrane potential; potassium ion transmembrane transport.